Messenger RNA from Polychytrium aggregatum, 728 nucleotides. RefSeq names its product MIR motif-containing protein. Lineage: Eukaryota; Fungi; Chytridiomycota; Chytridiomycetes; Polychytriales. The record is from RefSeq and is a predicted model, not a curated record. Bases 32 to 673 code for a protein of 213 amino acids. The transcript has 5 exons.
UGCUCCGAGGCUUUCCUCCGCCUUAUCCACGAUGCUGGCUGGAUACAUUACCGUGGCCGUGCUGUCUGUUGCAGCCGUUCUGGCCGCCAAGCAGCCCGAGUUUGUCAUCGAGGAGGACUAUCGCAAGGUCACCAUCGGCAGCUCCGUCAAGCUCCGGCACGUUGCUUCCCAUCAUCGCCUGCAUUCGCACGAGAUCAACUAUGGCUCCGGCAGCAGACAGCAAUCUGUCACGGGCUUCAAGAACGGCGACGAUCCUAAUUCGUACUGGGCGGUGGUUCCCGCCAUCGGCGACGAGGCCAGUCUGCAGCGGGGCGACGGCAUCGCCUGCGGAUCCCACUUCCGGCUACAGCAUCUCCAAACGAAAAAGUAUCUCCACAGCCAUAUGCAUCAAUCGCCGCUGAGCAACCAACAGGAGGUCUCUGCAUAUCAAGGUUCCGACACAGGCGACAACUGGAGGGUUGUUUGCGUCGACCGAUCGGAAAAGUACUGGUUCCGAGAAUCACAGGUCCGCCUGCAGCACGUCGACACCAACAAGUUCCUCAGCGCCAACAAGGGCAUCCACUUCAACAACCCCAUCCCAGGCCAGCUCGAGAUUGCAUGCUCCGGCUCGCAAGGAGCCAACGAAGUCUGGGCCACGGCCGAGGGCAUCUACUUUGCCGAUCGCAAUAUGUAGACGAUAAUACAGUUCCCCCCUGGAGGCCAAGGAUCUCUCCAACGCCGCAGACCAA